Parastagonospora nodorum SN15 is the source of this 315-nucleotide messenger RNA. RefSeq lists its product as hypothetical. NCBI's taxonomy places the organism in Eukaryota, Fungi, Ascomycota, Dothideomycetes, Pleosporales, Phaeosphaeriaceae. The record is from RefSeq and is a predicted model, not a curated record. The transcript is spliced from 2 exons. Bases 1 to 315 code for a protein of 104 amino acids.
AUGGAGGAUAGCCUCAAUUGCGCAGCCUUCUAUGCACAAGCGACGUUUCACGAUGAGCUUUUGCAGACGCGGAAAUUUCCCCGCGUUCAGUGGCGCAUUAACCGCCAUCCUUCAAACAAUAAAUUCAAGUUCAGUCAAAGAUGCAUCGCGGGCCAUGAAAUCAGCAGUCUGACUAUCUUUGACAAUCCUUCUCCACUCAUGAAUCCCUCUUAUUGCCACAGGAUCACCGUCUGCCUUUCCUCGCUCAAGGAGAACAAAACUGUUGUUGAGAGGUUCGGUGGUCAACAAGCUGUGCAUUUGCUUCUCGGCAUUUAA